Molecule: messenger RNA, 240 nt
Organism: Thlaspi arvense
Lineage: Eukaryota; Viridiplantae; Streptophyta; Magnoliopsida; Brassicales; Brassicaceae
Source: the annotation of a GenBank genome assembly
AUGAACAUCUCCGGUGCUAGAUUUGUCCACGCCAUUGCCGAAUCAGUCUCCGUGAGCGAUCUUCUUCAGCCAGAUGGCUCUGUUCCAAGUUUUAUAAGGGAGUUUUUCCCCAUGAACGGUGUCAAAAGCAUCGAAGGCGUCUCUGAGCCCUUGCUUGCUAUACAAGUCACCGAGAUGAAAGACGGAGUCUUCAUUGGUUUCCACUAUAACCAGUUGGUCGCCGAUGGCUCUGCGAUGUGA